Podarcis lilfordi (Lilford's wall lizard) is the source of this 13573-nucleotide messenger RNA. The record is from the annotation of a GenBank genome assembly. NCBI's taxonomy places the organism in Eukaryota, Metazoa, Chordata, Lepidosauria, Squamata, Lacertidae.
GCGUGUUUUUACAUGAGUAGAAUGUGUCCUUUUAUUUAUAAUGCAUCUCUGGGUUAUUUGUGGGGCAUAGGAAUUCGUUCAUUCCCUCCCGCAAAAUAUAGUCUGGCCUCCCACAAGGUCUGAGGGACAGUGGACCAGCCCCCUGCUGAAAAAGUUUGCUGACCCCUGGUUUACAGAAUGGGGAAAAAAACUUCUUCUUUUUUUCAUUCUGAGGGCCACCUUCCAAGGCCCUUAUGGGCAGGAAGGCCAAGGGGACAGAGCAAUGAAUACAGAUUUCCCCUUUGCGCAGUGGACUAAUUUCAUCACACACUGACAGAACCCUCUCAAUCCUCCGUCCAGCGAAGCAAGAGGACAAAUCCUGGCCAGGCAAAACCACUCAAGGCAAAGCAAGGCCCAUGAGGGGUGUGGCCUGGAGAGAGUUCCAAGGGCCAUAUAGCAAAGCUUGGAGGGCCACAUGCAACCCCCCUGAGAUUCCCACUUCUUGUUUAGGUGAACUGAAUCAGUAAUCAGAGUAGUAGUCCUAUUCACACUUAUUUGGGAAUAAACACAAACUGAACCCAGUGAGACUUGCCUCUGUGUAAACAGGUACAAGAUUGGCCUGGAGAAAAUCUCACCAUUCUUUUUUCAAAACACUUUACGGCAGAAGCACUAUGCCCCAUUCACAGGCACAGUAAUCAUGCAGCAAACAUAUAACACUAUUCUCUCUCUCAUUUCUGAAUUCACUCGAUAUUUUGGUGUUAUUUUGACAGUCCUUUUGAGCUGGAAAUGCAUUUGUUCCAGCAGACUGGAUUCAUCUGAUCAUUUUAAAAUAGCCAGUCGUUUCAAGCUAGGAAUUGGUCCGAAAUGAAUAGAAUCAAAUAAAUUUGUGGGCCUAUUUCUGGAUUAUAAACAAGAGCCACCUUGACUGUGCCCCAUGAAAUAAAAUUAUUCAAGUCUCGGAUAAAAAAUGAAGACAGAUUCGUCACCCUAGAGUAUGCUGUCAGCAUCCUUGCGGCUAAUUGACGGACAAACGUAGGCAACCAUUUCCUAAAACAAAAUUGUUUAAGAUUGCAACAUCUGCCAAGGUGAAGAGUGAAGCAACUAUCUCCAGGCCAAAACAUAACUCUCUCUUUUUCCAUGCCCUCUCCUCCUGCUGAUUGGGUAAUAUUCUUAACUGAGUCAGAACGCAGCUUAUUUUAUGAAGCCCCAAAAGUGCUAUAUAAGCAGGGACGGAUAGUAAACAGGAGCAAAGACUGAGGUUUGGAAACGGAAACGUGCGUAAAGGAGCAACUGGAUUCAGAAUGAAAACCAUCUGCUUUAUGCUGCUGUGCCUGGCCGUGGCAUAUGCAGCGCCAGUCAGUUCACAAGGAAGAGAAGAAGAAAACUUGCAGUUCGUUCAGGUAAUGGUGGUUAGGUGAUGGGUAGAAACAGUGCUUUUUCUGGGGGACGCAGGGGUACGCAUACCCCUAAACAUUUUGUGAAUCUUUGUACUUUUGUCCAUUUACUGUAUUUAUUUUCCCCGAUCUGAACUAUAAAAUGGUGAUUUUCUUGAGUCAAAAUGAGAGUACCCCUAAACAUUUUUUUUUUAGGGAAAAAAAGCACUGGAUAGAAAUCAUUUGUCCAUGAAUAGCAAGGAGGCUCGAAUGAAAAGUGAUUGCUGGUUUUGCAGCUUAUUGGUUUGGUCUGCAUUAUUUUGAGAAAGGUGGGCCUCCCCAGAAUCCUAUGCAUUGUGCACUCUGUUGGUCUUUUACGGUGGUCUUUAACAAAAUGUUAUUCAGAGCAAACCCACUGAAAUUAAUGAACAUGGCCCCAUUAAUUUUAAUAUGUCUACUGUAAGUAAAACUUUGUUGUUUAUUGUUUAGCGUUAUGGAUUUACUUUACAAUUAACAACAAACUUUAUUAUGGUCGCAGACCAGCAUAAGAUACUUUAGAAUCUAGACUGCAGAAUUAUAAGGGAUUUUCUGCAUUCGUGAUUUCUUUUUAGGUAUACUGGAACUGAGAAUUUUACCUGAUCUCACUGUAUAGAAUAGCUAUGUUGCAAAAAUGAAAUUGACCUUGCUUGCAGUAAAGUCAGGGAAUGGCAGGUGGCUUAAGUGGUGGUGAGCUUGGAACAAAUAUAUGCAUGUAGAUAAUUCAAAGGCUGUUUUAACAAUCUGUGUGGUUGAGCCGGGAAGAAAAUAGCAUGUAAAACCUAGCAAUGGAUAUAUAUGUCAGUUUCAGAUUUCUCUCAGUGCAUUUUUUUCUUUCAUUUUUUUCCAGUCUUAAAUUCCCCUUCUCCACAUUUUUGCAACAAUUGAUGACAUUUAAACAAAAAAAAAAAAAUCAUCAAAAUUUAACAUUUCAGUGUGAAUUUCACAUACUACGGUACAGUCAAGCCUUGGUUGUUGAACGUAAUCCGUUCGACUUCCGAAAUGUUUGAUAACCGAGGAUCAAAGGGCAGUUGGCAAUGGAGAAAAAAGAAAGAAAACUCCCCGGAUGCCAUUCAGCUUCUGAAAAUCAUUCGAAAACCAGAGCAGUUACUUCUGGGUUUUCGGUAUUUGGGAGUCAAAACGUUCCAAAACAGAAGUUUUUGGGAGCCAAGGUUUGACUGUAUACACAUCUUUGUAUGCAGUUUUGAACAAUAUGCACAUCAAUCAAUUAGCAGCCAAUAUUAGAAAGCCACCUGGCAUCAUGUAUGGAACAUCAGUUUUAUAUCUGCAGAAGCUGUUUGUUCCUAGCAUUUCUUGAAAUGGUUUUUAUUGUUUCUGUGUUUCAUUCUGUGUAUCUUGUACACCACACCAGUGGCUUUAUGCUAUGAAGCAGACUAUACAUUUGUUAAUUAAAAAUAAAUAAAUGUGCACAUUUCUCUUUCUUUAUCAGAAGUACUUGGAAAAAUAUUACAACUUCACAUCAGAUGGGCAGCCAGUUUUUAAACAGAAAGCCAACAGCCCUUUUGUUAAAAAAAUCAAAGAAAUGCAAAAAUUCAUGGGGCUCCAGGUGACGGGCAACCUGGAUUCUAAUACGCUGGAGGCGAUUCAGAAACCCAGGUGUGGAAACCCAGAUGUUGGGGAUUUUGGCUUCUUUCCGGGACAGCCCAAAUGGGAGAAGAAAGACCUGACCUACAGGUAAUCGUUCAGCAUCAGGUCUUAAGGGUGAAAUCCACACAUUUUAUAGUGAUUAACCACAGCCUGAAAUGAUAGCCCGCUUCUGUUUUGAUUUGUGCUGCCUUCUUUUUUUAAAGGAUUGUGAACCAUACGCCAGAUAUGGAUUCAAGCGAUGUGUACGAAGAGAUUGCGAAAGCGUUUAAAGUGUGGAGCCGGGUUACACCCUUGACAUUCAAACGUGUUUCAGCCGGCGAUGCAGAUAUUAUGAUCAGUUUUGCCGAAAGAGGUAAAAAAAGGGAGCGGGAACAGGUUGAACCAUUAAAUAUAUUAAGGGCAACCUAGAAACGCUGGACGCAUAUGACAUCAAUAAUAAUAAUAAAAAUUUAUACUCUGCCAAUCUGGGUGGCUUCCAACAGAAUAUUAAAAACACGACAGAACAUCAAACGUUAAAAACUUCCCUAAACAGGACUGUCUUCAGAUGUCUUCUGAAAGUCAGAUAGUUGGCCAUUCCACAGGGCGGGCGCCACUACUGAGAAGGCCCUCUGCCUGGUUCCCUGCAACCUCACUUCUCGCAGUGAGGGAACAGCCAGAAGGCCCUCGGAGCUGGACCUCAGUGUCCAGGCUGAACGAUGGGGGUGGAGACGCUCCUUCAGGUAUACUGGGCUGAGAACGUAUAGAAAGGAAGCUGCCGUAUACUGAGUCUGACCAUUGGUCCAUCUAGCUCAGUGCUGUCUACACUAACUGGCAGCCGCUCUCCAGGGUUUCAGGAGUUUUCCCCAGCCCUACUGGGAGUUGUCACAGAUCGAUUCUGGGAGCUUCUGCAUGCAAACCAGCUGCUCUAUGGCUGAGCUAUGGCCCUUCCUCCUAAACCAAUUGCUAACAGUACUUCUGGACAACUUGUGAUGCCCAAACUGAAGAAUCUUUCAGUGUAGCUUUUCUAGCAAUUGGACAUCAAGUACAACACCUUGUUUUUGCAGUGCUGGGGGGCAGGGAGAAGGCUGGGAAAACUGGAGAUGCCUGGUGCUCCAUGAUGCAUUAGUGUUAUAUGAUAUCUGGUUUCAUGGGUUACAUGUCGGUUUCUUUAUGUAUAAUUUUUAUUAAAUUUUCUGUUUUACAAUUUAGAGUAUUCAUUUAAACAACCUAAAAAUAUCAAUGACUUCCCUUCUUCUCUUUCCGUGGUUCAUUUUAAAUAGCAUAAAUCCCUGCAUAUUUUAUAUAAACGAAAUCAUUCAGUAUUCCGUUAUUACAUCCAUCAAAACUUAUUUACACUAUUGAAUUUACCUUAAUGCUGCCACAAUCCCUCCCAUAUAUUCAAUAAACAUUUUUCAAUCUUCUUUAAACGUAUGUUCUUCUUGUUCUCUUAUUCUAUAAGUUAGGUCCACAAGCUUCACAUAUGCCAUCAGUUUAAGUUGCCAUUCUUCUUUAGCUGGGACCUCGCUCGUUUUCCAUUUUUGGGCUAACGCAUAGCUGUCAAGCAUCCCUUAUUUGGCGGGACAGUCCCUUAUCCCAGCGCCAUGUCCCGCUGCUGUCCCUUAUUGAUGAUGUCCCUUAAAUAAGCUACUGAAGGUAAAUAAGCUACUGAAGGCCCUUUCUAUGUCCAGCUGUCCUUUGUCAACAACAAAUUGUUGCUAGUUUUUUGUGUUGAAUAUAUGCUAUAUGGUAAUUUAUGGACCCAAUAGGUAUCUAAAGCCAUUUGAACGCAACAAAAUAUGCAUUUUAUCAAAGUAAUUGUUGAUCCCUUAUUUUGGCUGCUGAUCCCUUAUUUUUGAGGUUGCUGGUCCCUUAUUUUCAAAUCUGUAAGUUGACAGCUAUGGGCUAACGAAACACGGGCCGCAGUAGUGACAUACAUAAAUAACCUUUUUUGACAUGUUUACUAGCACGCUAGAAAUAGUUACAGCAUAUUUCACACAUUCUUGUUUUGUAAAAACUUGCUUCAUGUUUUGUGACGCUUCAGCAGCAUUUUAUGAAGGAAGGGGAGAAAGCAAGGCUAGGUGUUAUCAGUGUGUUGAUGGUGUUGCAAUUGGAAACUCUGGGAUGAAGGCACAAUUGCUGAGUAAUAACUAAGUGCAGCUCAGCAACUAUGGCCAGCAAAUGGGCAACCAACUGUUUCUUCUCAUGUACUUAGAACAUGGCGAUUUCAAUCCCUUUGAUGGUCCUGGCGGGACUGUUGCCCACGCCUAUGCUCCCAGCCGAGGUAUUGGAGGAGAUGCUCAUUUUGACGAGGAUGAAAAGUGGACCAACGGCUUGGAAGGUAAUUUUAAAGAAUGGAAAACAAACAAAACCACACAGAUUUGCCAUGUCGUAUUGGAGAUCUAGUGUGAUAUCCCUAUCUCCAGUUGCAAACACAAAAGUAUGCAUAUACUUCUAGAGGGGGAAUUACGUGGUGUCAGCUGACUCAGACAUGUUCAUUUGCUCCUAAGUAAGUUCAUAAAGGAGAGAGAGUCCGCUGGCUUAUUUUCAAAUCUCUGUGCACCAAACAAGGUCCAGAAGGCAGGCAAUCAGUCAGCCUCUAUGCUGUAUACAGUGUGCUUAUAGAUAACUCUGUGGUUUGCAUGGGGACGGGGGAUUUUUAUCACAUCUUGCUUUUGCCAUCUGCUUGCAGAAAUGCAAAUUUACUAUAGUGAACGAUAUUCAAAUCUGUAUUUCCCCGAGAGCUCUCAGUUGUUAUAAGAUACCUUCUGAGCAACACUGGGAGACAGAGUUUGCUUAGACAGAUAACUGUUAGAGGGUUGUUGUUGUUUUUUUAAAAAGCAACCGUGUUUAUUAUUUUAACAUUUUAAUCUACAGAGGAGUGUUGAUUGCUGCAGUAGGUGCUGUUGCUACCAGAUCCUGCUUGCAUGCUUCCCAUAGGAACCCGAUUGGCUACUGUGAGAUCAGGUUGCUGGAUUAUGAUGGGCCUUUGGCCUGAUGCAGCAGGACUUUCCUUAUCUUAAACCUUGGAGAUGCAAAUCUGUGACGUGAUGCGUUUCUCUUCUGCCUUUCAGGUUCCAACCUGUUUUUUGUUGCUGCUCAUGAAUUUGGCCACUCGCUUGGGCUCUACCAUUCCCAGGACCCCCAAGCCGUGAUGUUCCCAGUGUAUAGCUACACCCAGCUCACUCAAGAAGUUCUCUCUCAGGACGAUAUCAAAGGCAUUCAGUUCCUCUAUGGUAAUUUAUGUUCAGUUUUAUUAAAUAAUUAAGGAAUUUGUAAUACUUUUUUUGAAAGGCCACAGGAUGAUUGACAACGUAAUAACCUUAAAACACACACACAAACUUCAAGCCAUUAUUUGAGUACAACUAGUAAAAGCAUCAUCAUCAAACUAUUCAUAAAUUAUGAAUCACAGUUCCCUUCACUCAGCCUGCUGGAAAAGGUGCAUCUUUACAUGUUUCCUAAUAGAAAACAAUUAUAUGACUAGGUGUACCUCACUGGGGUGCAAGCAUCACACACACACACACUCAGGGCUGUGCCCUGCUCACUUCAUGCAUGAACCCCAUAUAUCCCUUUCCCCACCCUUUAUACCUCACCAACUCCACCACCAUAACCCUGUGGUUUGUAUGGAAGACCCACCUGCUUGUGUCUCCAUCCUCUGGUCCCCUCCUUCUCACGUUGCCUGAGCCUGCUGGUCCAUCUUCUAGAAGUCUCCUCCCCUUCUCUCUUUGGCUGGGCUGCCUGCCCACCCACUGGCCCAGCAGCUCAACAUGCUGUAGUUCUCGGUGCCACCUGUCUGUGGCUAAGUGAACUGCAAUGUGACAGCAUCCUUACAAUUUCAUAUACGAGAGAGAGAGAAUCUAAAAUAGUGUAACAUUUGGGAAAUGAAAGUUGACUGAUGUUUAUGUUAGUCUAUGUAAAAGCCAUUCCUUAAUUACAAAGAAAUACAUUCUUCUUGGUCCUGCUUGUCAAAAACUUUGUUUACACAUGCUCUGUGUAAAUUAAUGUCAACAUAUAAUUAAGGAAGUGUUCUUUGUGCAAAUGUUUGAGUAUUCUUAUAUUUAGACAAGAAGGCUGUGCUCUACUAAUUUCAGACUAUUCAAUAUCUUUAAGGAUCAACAACUAACCCACCUGAGGAGGACCCAGUGGAAGACGACAUACCAAAAGUACCUGCCAGGCCAACCCAACCUGCAAUACCAACUGCCUGUGAUCCUCAUUUGACGUUUGAUGCUGUCACUAACUUUCGGGGAGAAAUGUUGUUUUUUAAAGACAAGUAAGACAGUAAUCUUUAAGCCCCCCCCACCACCACCCAAACAAAGUAAGCUGUGCCCAAGUCCCAUAGAAAUGAAUGGGGCUUAGGGCAGCCAUAAUGAACCUGGCCCAUUAAUUACAAAUAAGAUCUAAACAUAGAUUUGUUGAGUUGGAAGGGUGAUCUUGUCCAACCCCCUGCAAUGCAGGAACAUUACCUAGCCAUGUCUCUCAGAAGUAAGUAACUAAGUCAAUGUGGCUCACUCCCAGAUUAGUGUUGUUAGGAGUGCAGCCUAACAGUACAAUCUUAUACAUGUCUACUCAGAAGUAAUUUCAAUGGGACUUACUCCCUGGUAACUGGGUUCUUCUAUCACACACACAAACCCCUUUCCUUUUCCUUUCUUCUCUUUAAGCCCCUCUCCUCACUUACCAGGAAAAAGCUGCCAUCAUCAUCAUGCUGUCUAGAUGGUACAAGUACAAAAAUAGCGUGUCCCCAGACACAUUAUUUAAAAUAAAUGUAUAUGUUUCUUACAGGUAUUUCUGGCGAAAGCACCCCCGUUAUGCACAGCUUGACUUUAGUUUAAUUUCCACAUUCUGGCCAUUUUUAACAUCCGGAGUUGAUGCCGUUUUUGAAAAUAGUGAUAAAGAUGUGGCGUUUCUUUUUAAAGGUAAGGAUGCAGAAAAUAAUGACGAUGCUGUUACACUUUUACUAUUUAGAGCUUUCAGCCCAGACCACUGUAAGCAGAUGAAAACAUUAGCAGGAUUUUAAUUGCACUUGUAAUGUUAAAAAAAAUUACAAUGGAUAAUAUGGAUAGCUAUAAAACAUAGACUAUGAUAUAAUGCACAGUUGAAAACAUUGACAUUAGGACCCACUGAGGGGACUCAUGAGAUUCAGAGAAAUCUCUAUAUAUGUAAAUGUAUUUGGUUUUGUUAUAAAGCUAUAUUUGAAAUAUCAGGGCCAGAUUUAGGUUUGAUGAGGCCCUAAGCUACUGAAGGUAAUGGGGCCCUUUAUAUGUCCAGCUGUCCUUCGUCAACAACAAAUUGUCACUGUUUUUUGUGUUGAAUAUAUGCUAUAUGGUAAUUUAUGGACCUAAUAGGCACCCUAUAUAUAGAAACGAGCAAACCAGUGAUAUUUUAGGGAGCAGGCUAGCAGGUGGGGCCCAUUACUUACAUCAUAGGAGCCUACACAACACAAAACACCGUUGUUGUAUGCAGGUUUUAUUUUAUUUGUUUUUAUCUUAUAUUUUGGAAAUGUACGUCCAGGUUUUUUUCUUUAAUUUUUUUUUGGGGGGGGGGCCAAGAGAGUGGGGCCCUAAGCUAUAGCUUGUUCAGUUUAUACGUAAAUCCGGCACUGUAUAGACCAAAUCUGACUCAGAAUCUCCCUCUGGUCCUAAUUACUUUUUCUACACAACUACUAAAGGUAUGGGAGCCUCGUCUCCAUUGGCAUCCGACCCCGCUAUUUCUUCCACAUAUGUAAGUGGUAUGAGCAAUACCAGAGGGGUGCAUGGGUAGGUGCUAAUGCAGUCUCCCCACAAUCUGCCCACCCCAUUGCAGUUAUUGAAAGGGAAGGCACAUCUCCCUCAUGCACUGUCCCCCACCCUAAAAAUCACUUUGCACCUCCUGUGCUGUCCCCAGCGUUGUUUUUCUUCUAUUGCCGUCACUGAGAAGCGUUGGCUAAAAUAUGUUCCCCCACCUGCUUCAUCUCAGGCAACCAAUUUUGGGCCGUGAAAGGAGACUCCAGGCUUCCUGGCUACCCCAAGCGCAUCCAUACCUUGGGCUUCCCAAAAGACGUCAAGAAAAUUGAUGCAGCGUUUUACAAUAGCAAUGAAAGAAUGACAUACUAUUUUUCAUCUGACAGAUACUGGAGGUAAGAAAUCGUGUCAGAUGCGAUUGGUAAAUACUUGUCACUGGCUUGAAAAGAGCUCCAGAAGAACCACAGAAUCAAGCAUGUUAGAUGACAGAUGAUAGAUAGAUAGAUAGACAGAUGAUAGCUAGAUAGAUAGAUAGAUAGAUAGAUAGAUAGAUAGAUAGAUAGAUAGAUGAUAGAUAGAUAGAUGAUAGAUAGAUAGAUAGAUGAUAGAUAGAUAGAUAGAUAGAUAGAUAGAUAGAUAGAUAGAUAGAUAGAUAGAUAGAUAGAUAGAUGAUAGAUAGAUAGACAAAUAGAUAUAGAUGAUAGAUAGAUAAAUGAUAGAUAGAUGAUAGAUAUAGAUAGAUAGAUGAUAGAUAGAUAGAUGAUAGAUAGAUAUAGAUAGAUAGAUAGAUAGAUAGAUAGAUAGAUAGAUAGAUAGAUAGAUAGAUAGAUGAUAGAUAGAUAGAUAGAUAGAUAGAUAGAUAUAGAUAGAUAGAUGAUAGAUAGAUAGAGAUAGGAUAGAUAGACAGAUAGAUAGAUAUAGAUGAUAGAUAGAUAUAGAUGAUAGAUUCAAAUAUAUAGCUCUGUUUUAUUGUUCAAGUCCCAUUCAUUUUGGGAAGAUUGACAGAAUUGAAUGUUCCCCAUGGAGUGUCCCCAGGAUUAAGUUCCACACAUUUAUUUGAGCUGGUUUAGACCCUUGGGGUGCCUUCAUGAGCUAUGGCCUGCGGAGGAAGUAGCAUUGAAUGAGACCCACCCACAAAUACAGAGAGUGCUUUCUAGCAGUGAUUUGCAUGAGUGCGGCAGCCAGAAAUCACAUGACUUCUUCCCACGUGGCUGUAGGAAGGAGCAGUUCAAAGAUGGGUGGUUUUUUGGAUUCAGGGAUUCACAAAUCCCCUCCCCCCCAACAAAAAGCAUUGUUAUCUCAAAUAGUGCUUUGUUCGUGUACAAAUGCCUUCCUUAUUAUUAUUAUUAUUUUUUACUCAGAUACAAUGAAGCUAGCCAAACCAUAGACAAGAAACCCACAAAAAUAAGAGACGGCAUCCCAGGUGUUAAUGGGAAGGUUGAUGCUGCCUUUCAGCAUAAUGGUAAGUAGCCUCUGUCAUGAGGACAUAUGAAGUGAUUCCAGCCUGGUGUUAACCUUGUGAUGUGUACAAACAGGAAAUUCCCACGGUCUGGGUCAAAGUACCCAUAUUUUAUUAUUCAUUUUUUAAAAGGGGGCAACUCCAUCCAGGCGUGUAGGAAGCUGAUUCAAUGGUAUAUCCAUUGCAUUUGGGCAACCCAGUCAGAUGGGUGGGGUACAAAUAGAUUAAUUAACUGGGUGGCUUCCAAUAGGACAUUAAAAACACAGUAAAAGAUCAAACAUUAACAACUUCCCUAAACAGGUCUGCCUUCAGAUGUCUUCUAAAAGUCAGAUAGUUGUUUAUUUCUUUGACAUCUGGUGGGAGGGCGUUCCACAGGGCGGGCGCCACUAUCGAGAAGGCCCUCUGCCUGGUUCCCUGUGACUUCGCUUUUCGCAGUGAGGGAACCGCUAGAAGGCCCUUGGUGCUGGACCUCAGUGUCUGGGCUGAACAAUGGGGGUGGAGACGCUCCUUCAGGUAUACUGGGCCGAGGCUGUUUAGGGCUUUAAAGGUCAGCACCAACACUUUGAAUUGUGCUGGAAACAUACUGGGAGCCAAUGUAUUAUUAUUAUUAUUAUUAUUAUUAUUAAGCUAAAUGUUCUUCACUCUCCCUGCUCUGUCUAUAUCCAAAUCCAGAAGUUCCAAACCACUUAUGGUUGUCUCUGUACCCCUUUAUCUGAUUUUGAUGGGUACCGCAUUCCCAAGAGAUAUUGUGACAUUAAACACAAUUGAAAUUGAAACAUCCCUGACCCUGAUGGCCAGUCAAGUUUCCCAUAACUCAAAAGUGGAGUAUCUGUCUUGCAUGCAAAAGAUCCCAGGUCCAGAGGUUCAUUCCCCAGCAUAGGAUUGGGGAAAACUCCUACUGAGCUGGAUGGACCAAAGUUCUGACUCAGUAUAAGGCAACUUCCUCUGUUCCCAACAAACCAUAGAAUAGGCCCAUAGUUGCUAAUCAAGGUCUAAAGGGCACCAUAAUAAUGAGUAACUCCCAAGGCUGGAUCUUCAAAAUACAUGUAUGAAAUUUUAAUACUUAUCUAGAUCAUGAUGUGACGUUUGCUGUGCAUAUAGUUGCAGCUUUAAUUAUGCCCCUUUCCACGAGAUUAGCAGUGAAAUAUAAAUGUUGCGCCUAUAAGAUAGUGCUUAUCGAUGACCAUUGCGUGUCAAGGUCCCCAAGCCACCCCCCAAUAACUCACACAUCACACAUCAAUUUUGGUUUGGGUUUUUGGCACUAUUUUGGCCACAACUUUAUUUAAAUACAUCCAAGUGAGUGGUUGCUUAGGCAUUGGUUCCGACUAUCUGUCCUUGCCCAGGGGACAGGACUGACUUCCGGAUUCCAGCGGAAGCCAGUCAGGGAAACAAAUUUUGGGGAGAAAAUGAAGCUGGGCCUCAGUCCCUCACUUCUCACCCUCAUGCUCCUGGUGGCUUGCACAGCCCAAGUCCGAUGCCAGGGACAAGGACGAAAAGAAUGGCAAGCCCCUGGAUUCCUUUAACGGAAUUCCCUUUCCGCACCACCAUUGGAGGGGUAGGCACUUACCCCUCCACCAACCUUACAAGUUGUGAUGAUUUGCUAUGCAGUAGGCAAAACCAAAUGGCACCAGCCAAUCAGCCAGAUGGACAAAUAGCAAGGUCAAGCGAACAACCCCCCCCCCCCAAUACAGGGAGGGUGGGCGAGUGAUCCGGUGCAAGCAGCCAAGAGAACGCUCAAAGUUGGGCGACCAGUAUUUAAAACCUCUGACCCCUCCUUCAAAAUUGGCAACAAGCAGUUCUUCUCAGUGACCCGAUUAACCAAUUCACUGCCUGGGUCCCUCUACAAAUCCGCCCAGCAACAAUGGGGUGGCUUGUAUCCCCCACCGCAACACGCACUCUCUGCUAGGGAGAACACGUUUUGUCUUCCAGGAGGCUGCUCAGAGAUGUCACCCAGUGCUAUGCAAACGUAGCAGUUAGUUUGACAGCAAAUACGGUCAAUAGCAGGAAAUUAUCCCUUUCGUGUUCACCAUCUCUCCACCCCCAUGAAGCCAAUGUCCCAGCCAUUGCCUUUUGCACUAGCCAAAGUUUCCCAAUACCUCAGCAUGUUUUUCUUUUCAUAUUUCCUUGCUGCAUGUAACUUAUAGUAACUUGACUCUGUUUCAUUUUAUAGGAUUCUUUUACCUCUUCAGCGGAACAAAUCAACAUGAGUUUGACCCUAAUAGCAAGAGAGUUACUCGGAUCACAAGGGCAAACAGCUGGUUUCCAUGCAGAGGUUAAACCACUGACAGUACAGAAAACAACUGUUCAGAAAUAACCAUAUUAGCACUGGUCCACUGAAACUGGUUGUAUGUUUAUAACGCAUACAAAAGGCAGCUACUUUUUAUGACUACAUGUGCAGGAGAUCCAAACAGAUGCAACCAGAGCUGUCCUUGAAAUUUCAAACUUGGAAGCUGGCAUACCAGUUAACUUGACCUCCGUUAUCUAUAUUCUGGUUACUUCCAAGUGGUUUAGACUACUGUAAAGUGCUUUGUGUGUGGCUGCCUUUGAAGACUGUUUAGAAACUGCAGUUAGUACAGGACCCAGAUGCCAUAUUACUAACUCGCGAAUGUGUGUUAAGGUGAUAUUAUAUCUGUAUUGGGCCAAUUGCACUGGCUUCCAGACUCCCAGUGCUGAAAUGUAUAUCAGUACUGUCUUUUCUGUAUUUUUGUGAUGACCAGUGUUUUUUAGCAGCUAAACUUGACUGACUGACUUUCACCAAUGUUAAGUGCUUUUUUACGACUGCAGCAUAAAUGUUCAGUCUGUGAACUUUGUGCCUGACACUUGCAUAACAUUCUCAUCUUUUUUAUUCCAUAUGUUGACCGCUGGCGUUCACAUAUACACAUAUAUAACCUUCACCACCUUGGCAUAAAUGACAGCUGGCUGCGGCUGAUGGGAGUUGUGGUCCAAAAAAUCUGGGUUGAUGAAGGCUGAUCUAUACUAAUAGCAAUUUCAAUUCUCUACAUAGCCAGAACAGUACCAUCCAUACAGCAGAAUGGUGAGGAUUUAAACAAGUUAGAGUUAACCAACUUGGAGAUCCUUGGAUGGGAAGCAGUCUGUACAUUAGUUGAGCUACUAAAUAAAAGCAAUAAACCCAAAGUUCUGCAAAAGGACAAAAAAGUUUUAGGGAGGAAAGUUGAAGGGGAGAGAAACCCCUUAAACGAAGACUGAGCAAGUUCAGUAGCCACAAAAUGGGGGAAAUGGAAAUCUGGGUUGAGAUGGAAAACAGUAGCCUGGAACCAAGAGCAAUCCAUACUGCAACAUUUUGUUGCAGGCCCCAUUUUUUUGUUUAUCGGUGGACAUGUGGAUUUAGCCCAGCUGUUUGUAUGUACUUCUUUCUCACAUGAUGUUUGAUAAUUCAUGAAUAAAGUAUUUUUUGUUUCCACAUA